AUGCGGCUAGCGGAGAUGCGCGCGGUGUACGCGCAGCUGGCGCCGCUGAUGGCGGGCAUGAUCCUGGUGGCCAUGGGGCUGUGCGUCGCGCUCGUCUCCAUGCUUGACGUCAUCGUCUCAGCGCUCUGCCCCACCGACCAGUGCCCCGAGGCACUCAUGCUCUCCGCCGGCCGCGCCACGAUAGGCGGCAUAGCGAACAUCAUCGUGGCGCCCAUAUUCGGAGGCCUCUCCGACAAGCACGGUCGCAAGCCCUUCCUGCUGCUCGGCAUCGCAGGCAUCACCAUCCCCUACGCCAUCCUCGCUACCAGCUCCAGUCGCCUGGCCGUGUACCUGUUCUUUGCAGCAGAGACGGCAGGGUCUGCCCUGGGCGGCUCUGCAUGGCUCAAUCUUAUCUACGCCUAUGUGGCGGACGUGACAGCAGAGGCCAACAGGGCGGCGGCGUUUGGAGCCAUCUCCGGCACCACUGCCUUUGGCUUCCUCGCUGGCCCGCUCGUCGCCCGAUUCGUGCCUCCUGCCAUCACCUUCCAUGUGGCGACGCUGCUGUGCUCGUGCGGGUGGGUGUACAUUCUCUGCAUGGUGCCCGAGUCCCUACCUGACUCCCUACCUGAGUCCCCGUCUGAGUCCCUGCUCUCGCAACCCCUCCUGCGCAAGGCUGCCUCGCUUGCUGAUGUGGAGCGUGGUCGUUCUCUUGCUGCCGCCGAUGCUGCUGUGGCGGCUGUUGAUGGGGUGCGGUUUCCACGAGGGGUUUCCGAAGGGGGUGGCGGAGUGAGAAGUGGAAGAAGAGGAGGAGUCAGUCGGGAGAGUACUCUUGCUGCCAUUGCUGCUGCUGUGGCGGCUGUCGAUGGGGAGGGGAAUUCAGAAGGGGGUCAAGAAGGGGGUGGCGGAGUGAGAAGUGGAAUAGGAAGUGGAGGAGGAAGUGGAGGAGGCAGUCGGGUGAGUAUUCUUGCUGCCGCUGCUGCUGCUGUGGCGGCUGUUGAUGGCGUGGGGAUUGCGGGGGAGGGUCAAGAAGGGGGAGGGGGAGUGAGCAGAGGAGGAAGAGGUGGUGGUGGUGGCAGUGGGGGGGGUGUGGGGGAGAGGACUAGCCUGCUGGAAGGGUGUGGAGAUGGAGGGAAUGGGGAGAAGGGGGGAGGACGACAGGUAGGAGGAGGGGGAAGUGCAGGUGCAGGGCGGGGAGGGGCGAGGAGCGUGAAGCGAAGCAAGUCGGCAGUGUUGAUGCGAAGCAGAUCCACACUCAAGGAAGCCGCCAUGCACAUCAGAUUCUCCAGUCGCCUCGUGUCCAUGCUGCUGCUCGUGGCCUUCCUGCAUGCCUUUGCAGACAACGGCCAAGUGGCCAACAUGCUUUACGUGUUCAAGGCCAAGUUCCACUGGGGCAAGAACGACUUCUCACUCUACACCGCUGGCAUCGGCCUCUUUGCCGUGCUCUCCCACCUCCUGCUGCUGCCCCUGCUGCUCAAGAUGCUCCCCCUUCCCUCCCUGCUCAUCCUCGCUAUUUCCAUCAACACCGUCCAUGUGGUCCUCUAUGGGCUCGCAUGGAAGCCAUGGGUGGUGUACUUCGCGCUAUGCAUGAGCAUCAUAUCUGCGCUCACUCAAACCUUGAUCAGCACCAUGAUUUCACACCUUGCAGGCCCCAGGGAACAGGGCAAGCUGCAAGGGGUUGUGUCAAGCAUACAUUCUCUCUCUGCUGUGCUCGCUCCUCUCACCAUCAACCCAAUCACUGCGUAUUUCAUGUCGGACUCAGCGCCCAUCCAUCAGCCUGGUGCCGGCAUCCUCGUGACAGCCAUUGUCGAGGCGGUGGCCUGUGUGCUUGUGCUUGCACUGCCGCCUGCUGCUGGCAAGACAGGUGUGAGGGCACUAGACGUCUCUGCCUCACCAACGCGUGCUCGUGCCGAAGCUCAGGGUAACGUGGAGGCGGCUUCCGACAACCACUAG
Molecule: messenger RNA, 1929 nt
Organism: Closterium sp. Naga37s-1
Lineage: Eukaryota; Viridiplantae; Streptophyta; Zygnematophyceae; Desmidiales; Closteriaceae
Source: the annotation of a GenBank genome assembly